AUAUGGCCAUUCAUACCUCUUGCGCUUCGCAGAUAAGCGCAGAGCUGUUGUGAAGGAAGUUGUCAAGAAAGUGAGUUUAUGUUUAGGUUAUACAGGACCUCCCGCCUUCACCGAUCGUCAACCAAUCAUGUCAAUGCGGAGCCAUCCACAAUGUUAAAACAUUUAAGAGGCGCACAGCGAUGCGGCACAGAGCUCAAUAUGUGCUUCUGUGUGUCUCUGGGUGCUCCGCAAAAUUGCGUCACACCAUCGAUAUGGUCUCCGACCACAUUUUCGGAUCAAGCAUAAAUUGGCUCUUAGGGGAGCCAGUCAACACUGCGUAGCAGAGCUGUCAAACGACUGAACUGUCUUUAACCACUGCGAUUGUGUUUUAAUGAGAAAACAAAUGCCACAUAAGGUGUACCGCGAGUUUACAUUUCGAUUUGAGGUAAGCUAUAACUCGUGUAGUUAAGAGUUACUUCGGCGUUGGCUGCGUAACUUCUCGUUUGUUAGCAAAGUAGAGUGGCUACCGUUAACUAGCUUCUCAUCUUCUCUUGUUGACAAACUAAACUAACGUUACCGAGACCAGCUAACUACAAGCAAGUUAGCCAACUGGCCGCUACUAGCUCUUGCAUGGUGAGUAGACCGACUGGCCUGCAAACUAUUGCAAUGAGAUGGAAGUAACUGCGUUUGGCCUGUCAUUUCAUCAAGUUGUUGUUGAAGAGUCCAACAUCUCAUCAUCUUCAUGACAAACGACAAGGGCUGUAAAGGGUUGCCAAGCAGUUAUCGAAAAUGUGAAACCUUCAUGGAGAAGUCCCCCACAGAGUUACCAGUGAAGAGACAAUGAUGGAUCGGAACAAGCGCAACUCCAUUGCCGGCUUCCCCUCCAUGAGGCCAGACCGUCUUGAUGACCUGGAUGGUGGAGGGGAGUGGGCCCCGUCUCAGGUGGGAAGAGUGUGCCCCUCAUCCUACCGCGCCCUCAUCAGUGCCUUCUCCUGCCUGACGCGCCUUGAUGACUUCAUCUGCGAGUGGAUUGGCUCCGGCUUCUUCUCAGAGGUCUACAAGGUGCGCCACAGAGUGUCGGGCCAGGUGAUGGCUCUGAAGAUGAACAAACUGAGCAGUAACCGCGCCAACAUGCUGAGAGAAGUCCAACUGAUGAACAGACUGUCCCAUCCCAACAUCCUCAGGUUCAUGGGUGUGUGUGUUCAGGAAGGCCAGCUCCAUGCUCUGACUGAGUACAUCAACGGUGGGAACCUGGAGCAGCUGUUGGACAGCAACAAGCCUCUGAGCUGGGCAGCCAGGAUCAAGCUGGCCUGUGAGAUCGCCAAUGGCCUGGGCUACCUGCACUCCAAAGGCAUCUUCCACCGGGACCUCACCUCCAAAAACUGCCUGAUCAAGUCCGAUGAGAACUGCUACACUGCAGUGGUUGGAGACUUUGGUCUCGCUGAGAAGAUUCCCAACUAUGAUGGUGAGGGGGAGAAGCUGGCUGUGGUGGGCUCUCCCUUCUGGAUGGCCCCUGAGGUGCUGCGAGAUGAACCCUACAAUGAGAAGGCAGAUGUGUUCUCCUACGGUAUUGUCCUCUGUGAGAUUAUUGCCCGAAUACAGGCCGACCCAGAUUACCUUCCUCGCACUGAAAACUUUGGCCUGGAUUAUCAUGCCUUCCAGCACAUGGUAGGAGACUGUCCUCCUGACUUCCUGCAGCUGGCCUUCAACUGCUGCAAUAUGGACCCCAAGCUGCGACCCUCGUUCCCUGAGCUGGUAAAGAGGCUGGAGGAGAUCCUGUGUCGGCUAAAGGCCGAGGAGUCUGAGCGAGAGAGGAUCCCCCUCUGUGGGGACAACGAUAAGAAAACCAUCCCUAAAGGUGACAAGGUCCAGGGGAUUAAGAGGUUGAACCCGUUGGAUCUGAAGGAAGAUAAGAUGUCUCCCAAGUCACCUCGUCCUCGCCGCAACAUCUGGCUGUCCCGCAGCCAGUCAGACAUCUUCUCCCGCAAGCCCAGCCGGAAGGUCAAUGUCCACGACCCCUACUACAACCCGGGCCCCAGGACUGUACCAGGGGCCCGCAAGAUCAACCCCUUCAAUGCCCGCGAGGACCUGUGCGGAGGCAAGAUCAAGUUCUUCGACGUGCCCAGCAAGUCUGUGUUCUCCCUGAUGUUCGACCUGCACUCUCCCCAGGAUAAUGUGUUCUCCUCUGGGACCCAGAUCCACUCUGGAGCCCACAUCCACCCAGGUAUGUGGCAGGAGACCUGGUUUACUGGCAGACAGUGCCGCUCUCUGCCCGCCUCCCCCCAGCUGGCCCUCUUGGAUGGCUGCUGCCCCCUUUCUGCCACUGUCUCCAAGUGUGACCCGGCACAGCUGGGCCAAGAGGUCCGACAGAAGGUGCUCAGCGCCUGGGCCGGGAAAUAUGCUGUGAUGGAGAUCCCUCCAUACUGUGGAGAGAAAGAAACAAUAGAGGAGGAUAACAGAGUAGAUGAGAGCGGGUCUCUCUCUCCCAUGCCCAGUGACCGUACAGAGGCUAUGGACUGCUCUAGCAGCCAAGGGAGUCCAGAGGAGGACAACGUCAAAGACAAACAUGUCUGCUGCCCCAUGCAGGCCCAGAAUGGAGGCCCAGUGAAGGACAGUAGGGAUGCUGUGUCUGAGGAGAUGGAGGCUGAAGACCAGGAGGACAUGCAGCUGCAGAGCACUCCCUGUCCAACUGUCACUAUCAGCCCAGCCACAAACCAAGACCAUCUGAAUCCCAUCAUACUGGUGCCUUGUACGGCCCCACACUCCUCCACAGAACUGCCCUCUAAGUGUGACAUCAUCUAGGCCUUAAACAGGUCAAGGAGAAAGGGAGCCUUGUUGUGAACUCGUUUUUAACCUAGAGAGACACUCCUCAGAUAGGAAUGAUGUGUGAUGAUGAUCAAUGCUCUGCAUAUAUUCUUUAUUUUUUAAAGAUUUCUAUUUAAUAUACUGAAAAACGUGUAUUUUAUUUCUUAAAAAGGCACCCCUAAACCAGGGGUCUCAUAAUUCGUUGAGGUUCUGUGUGUAUGCUGGUUUUAAAUCACUGCCUUCUCCUUGAUAUUCAACGGUAUGGUGUUUAUCUUCUGCCCCAUGUGGAAAUGUAGGAGAGUAGAUGCAUAUGAUAUUAAAGUAACACUUCUAACACUUA
Messenger RNA from Oncorhynchus tshawytscha (Chinook salmon), 3124 nucleotides. RefSeq names its product dual specificity testis-specific protein kinase 2. The record is from RefSeq and is a predicted model, not a curated record. Gene Ontology annotation, cellular component: nucleus; cytoplasm. The transcript has 11 exons. Lineage: Eukaryota; Metazoa; Chordata; Actinopteri; Salmoniformes; Salmonidae. Gene Ontology annotation, biological process: protein phosphorylation; actin cytoskeleton organization. The coding region runs from base 820 to 2781 and encodes 653 amino acids. Gene Ontology annotation, molecular function: ATP binding; protein serine/threonine kinase activity.